This is a messenger RNA of Drosophila takahashii, 3352 nucleotides long. RefSeq names its product anoctamin-6. Gene Ontology annotation, cellular component: plasma membrane. The record is from RefSeq and is a predicted model, not a curated record. Lineage: Eukaryota; Metazoa; Arthropoda; Insecta; Diptera; Drosophilidae. Gene Ontology annotation, biological process: chloride transmembrane transport. Gene Ontology annotation, molecular function: chloride channel activity; protein dimerization activity.
CCACGAGCUUUUCUUUUAUCCUGCAUCAAACGCUCUCUUUUCUGGCUGCCGGCAGUCCGAAAAUCGUUAUGCAUGGAAGUCGGUGCCGCUGCGCAGCCGCCGAGAAAGUGCCGAAAAAUCCAGGACUCGAGGAGGAUCAGCAGGAUCAUCAGGAUAGCAACUCCUGAGGGAUCGGCGAUCGAUCGACUUCCAAAAACUGCCCUCAAGACAUUCAACCUGCUCUUCCCCUGCCACCAAAAUCAUGUAUUCGGCGGUCCGUACCCACGACUACGACUAUCCCGAAUCGGAAAUGGACGAGCGGGAGAGCCUGUACUUCGACACCAUAUCGCUGGCGGAUUCGGAGGCUGCGGCUGCGGCGGCCCAUCGCAAAUCGAUCUCGCAGUCGCGCAACACUAUCUACCAUUCGGCGGUCGAUUUGGCAGGCGAUGAGUCGAGAUCCAGAGCUGCCGAGCAUGCGGCUUUGGCCUGGCAACCGGGCUACCGCCAAUCGACGGCUUUGGAGCACCUCAAUGGAAUCGGAAUCGGCGGAGGUGGUGAUCAUACGGAUGCCGCUAUAGCCGCUCAGAUGAUAGCACUGCAAAAUGGACGAAACCAUCUGCCCACUGGCAUCGGUGUAACCGAAGGAAAUGGAGCACAAGGAGGAGGUGGUGACGAUGAGGUCUCUAGACGUCUGUUAAGAAGUAGUAGCAACAUUUCUAAUAAAGAUAAGAAAUUGCCAAUAACAUACUCCCAGUGGAAAUCAAGGACCUACAGACGCUUCGACGAUGGCAAACGCAGCGUUGACUUUGUGCUGGCCUACAAUGGCGAAACGCAGUCGGAGGAGCAUCGUCGCAAGUGCGAGAUCUUCGAGGCGAAUUUGCAGCGCGAGGGUUUGCAGCUGGAGCACAACAAGGUGCAGCGGGUGCACUUCAUUAAGAUCCAUGCGCCGGCGGAGGUGCUAUACCGAUAUGCGGAGAUACUGAAGAUUAAGGUGCCGCUGAAGCCGAUUCCCGGCCAGGAGCAAAUCUUUGCCGAGUCGGCGCACGAGUUUAAGACCUGCUUGAGCCGCCUGUGUCGCAGUCUGUUUAGCUCCGUGCAGCUCAAUACGGAACUCUUCCCCGAGCGCGAACCGCGCAUCCAUCUCGAGUUCGCCCGCAACUAUCUGGAGCUCUACGACACGGAGCAUCCGAACUUCCUCGAUGCCGGCACCCGCUACUCCAUCAUCAACUUUAUACUGCAGCGCCAGCACUUCGUCGAGGGCGAGGAGACGGCCGACAAUCUGGGCAUCGAGAAGCUCGUCCAGGAUGGCGUCUAUACCUGCGCCUAUACGUUGCACGAUAAAGACGAUCGAGAUCGUCUGCUCAAGGAGUGGGCCAACAUAUCCAAGUGGAAGAACCUGCAGCCACUGGACCAAAUCAAAGACUACUUCGGAGCCAAGGUGGCCCUGUACUUUGCCUGGCUGGGAUUCUACACGCAAAUGCUGAUACCCAUCAGCGUUUUCGGAGUGCUCUGCUUCCUGUACGGCUUCGUCACGUGGUCCAGCGAUCCGAUUAGCCGCGAUAUUUGCAACGACAACGGGACGAUAAUGUGUCCGCAGUGCGACCGAAGCUGCGACUACUGGCGGCUGAACGAGACGUGCACGAGUUCGAAGUUCAACUAUCUGAUAGACAACAACAUGACGGUGGUCUUUGCCUUUUCGAUGGCCAUCUGGGCUGUGGUCUAUCUGGAGUUCUGGAAGCGCUACUCGGCGGGCCUGGUGCAUCGCUGGGGACUGACUGGCUUCACGCAUCACGUCGAGCAUCCGCGUCCGCAAUACCUGGCCAAAAUAUCGCGCUCCAGGCGGCUGGCAGGGAAGGCGUACGAAGAGGAUGAACAGACUGGUAAGCGAACCGCCCUGGAUCCAGAUGUGCCCUUCUGGAGCAUCAAGUUCCUGCCCAACUUUACUAGUUACAGCAUCAUGGUAUUGUUUAUUUGCAUAUCAGUCAUUGCGAUAGCGGGCAUUAUCAUCUAUAGAAUGGCUCAGCGCGCCUCGCACAGCAUUCUGGGCAGCGAGAAUUCGAUGACCUUCAAGGUCAUGAUUCUGCCCAUGACGGCGGGCGUGAUUGACUUGAUUGUCAUCUCGCUGCUGGACAUGGUGUACUCCAGUUUGGCCGUGAAGCUAACCAACUACGAGUACUGCCGCACCCAGACGGAGUACGACGAGAGCCUAACAAUCAAAAACUAUGUGUUCCAGUUUGUCAACUACUACUCCUCGCUCUUCUACAUUGCCUUCCUCAAGGGCAAGUUUGUCGGCUAUCCGGCGAAAUAUAAUCGCGUUCUGGGCUUUCGCCAGGAGGAAUGCAAUCCCGGCGGCUGCCUCAUGGAGCUCUGCAUGCAGCUGGUGAUCAUCAUGGCCGGCAAGCAGGCAGUGAAUGCGAUAGUCGAGAUGCUUAUACCCUAUCUAAUGCGCACCUUCAAGGAGCUAAGCUAUCGGCACGGCUGGUACAAGAGCCACCAGGAUCAAAGGCUGGUGCCCUACAACCAGUUCACCGAGGACUAUAAUCUACUGCCCGCCGAGAACAAUUCGCUCUACGUGGAAUACCUCGAAAUGGUUGUGCAAUUCGGCUUUAUUACCCUGUUCAGCUUGGCCUUCCCGUUGGCCCCGCUUUUGGCCCUGCUGAACAAUGUGAUUGAGGUGCGUCUGGACGCCAUCAAAAUGCUGCGCUUCCUGCGACGACCGGUGGGAAUGCGAGCACGCGACAUUGGCGUUUGGCACAGCAUCAUGACCGUCGUCACCCGCAUAGCCGUUGCCUCGAGUGCAAUGAUAAUCGCAUUUAGCACGAACCUCAUACCGAAAAUCGUGUAUGCCGCCUCCAUGGGCGAUCCCGAGUUGAACAACUACCUUAAUUUCACGCUGGCCGUGUUCAACACCAAGGAUUUCCAGGUGCAGCCCCUGCUGGGCGGCAGUCAGCAUGUGAACGAGACGGUGUGCCGCUACACAGAGUUCCGAAACUCGCCAGAGGAUCCGCAUCCCUACAAGCGUCCCAUGAUCUAUUGGAAAAUACUGACGGGUCGGCUGGCCUUCAUCGUCAUCUACCAGAACAUCAUUACCAUGCUGCAAGGCAUUCUGCGCUGGGCCGUGCCGGAUGUCUCGGGACGCCUGCUGAAGCGCAUCAAGCGAGAGAAUUUCCUGCUGCGGGAGCACAUCAUCGAGUAUGAGAAGCAGCACGCCAUGAAGAUGGCCCACAAGGAGGUGCAGGAGGUGCCACAAAAGUCGGAGAACGGCCUGCGAAGGCGCGACGAGGCCACCUCCUUUGUAUAAUCCUUGAUCAUUCCUUGGUUUCUCCAGUAGUUAGCUGAACUUUUGUAUAUACCGAUUGUUGUGCUUCGUACU